GCCAGGCAGCAGAGCCAGGGCUGGGCUGGCACUCACCCACGACCCCCCUUCCCUGCUUUGAUGGCCCGCCGGUAGCAGGUUCCAGACCCCCAGGGACAUGCGGGCAGGACGGGCGGCCGCCAGGUGCGCAGAGCCACAGGCGCUCUAGGGCACUCGGGGGGCAGCUCUGCCUGCUGCGUUUUCUGGUGCCUGGGGACAUGCCCAACUGACGGGCGAGCGGUGAGGACAAGAACGUUCUCUUGGGCCCCAGUCCGCUGCAUCCAUGGCGCUGCCGGCCAGUCUAGUGCCCCUGUGCUGCUUGGCACUUCUGGCGCUGCCGGCCCAGAGCUGCGGGCCUGGCCGGGGGCCGGUGGGUCGGCGCCGCUACGUGCGCAAGCAGCUCGUGCCGCUGCUCUACAAGCAAUUUGUGCCCAGCGUGCCGGAGCGAACUCUGGGCGCCAGUGGGCCCGCGGAGGGGAGGGUGGCAAGGGGUUCCGAGCGUUUCCGGGACCUGGUGCCCAACUACAACCCCGACAUCAUCUUCAAGGAUGAGGAAAACAGUGGCGCAGAUCGCCUGAUGACCGAGCGCUGCAAAGAGCGGGUGAACGCGCUCGCCAUCGCCGUGAUGAACAUGUGGCCCGGCGUGCGCCUGCGGGUGACCGAGGGCUGGGACGAGGACGGGCACCACGCCCAGGACUCGCUGCACUACGAGGGUCGCGCGCUGGACAUCACCACGUCCGACCGGGACCGCAACAAGUACGGCCUGCUGGCGCGCCUGGCGGUGGAGGCUGGCUUCGACUGGGUCUACUACGAGUCCCGAAACCACGUCCACGUGUCGGUCAAAGCCGAUAACUCCCUGGCGGUCAGGGCCGGCGGCUGUUUUCCGGGGAACGCCACGGUGCGCCUGAAGAGCGGCGAGCGGAAGGGGCUGCGGGAGCUGCACCGCGGGGACUGGGUGCUGGCGGCAGACGCGGCGGGCCGGGUGGUGCCCACGCCCGUGCUGCUCUUCCUGGACCGGGACCUGCAGCGCAGGGCCUCCUUCGUGGCUGUGGAGACCGAGCGGCCCCCGCGCAAGCUGUUGCUCACGCCCUGGCACCUGGUGUUCGCAGCUCGGGGGCCGGCACCCGCGCCCGGCGACUUCGCCCCGGUGUUCGCGCGCCGGCUGCGCGCUGGGGACUCCGUGCUGGCGCCGGGCGGGGAUGCGCUUCGGCCGGCGCGCGUGGCCCGAGUGGCGCGGGAGGAAGCCGUGGGCGUGUUCGCGCCGCUCACAGCUCACGGGACGCUGCUGGUCAACGACGUCCUGGCCUCGUGCUACGCGGUCUUGGAGAGUCACCAGUGGGCGCACCGCGCUUUUGCUCCUCUGCGCCUGCUGCAUGCGCUGGGGGCGCUGCUGCCGGGAGGGGCCGUCCAGCCCACGGGCAUGCAUUGGUACUCCCGGUUCCUCUAUCGCUUGGCCGAGGAGCUGCUGGGCUGAGCGCUGCAGGCCAGGCAACCUCCAGCCGCCCCUCCUCGAAAAGCUGGGCCUGCAGGCAGAGAUCCGGGGAUGUGGGCAGCUGACGAUGCUGAU
Molecule: messenger RNA, 1546 nt
Organism: Talpa occidentalis (Iberian mole)
Lineage: Eukaryota; Metazoa; Chordata; Mammalia; Eulipotyphla; Talpidae
Gene: DHH
Product: desert hedgehog signaling molecule
Exons: 3
Coding region: 263-1453 (396 amino acids)
Biological process (GO): cell fate specification; multicellular organism development; regulation of gene expression
Molecular function (GO): calcium ion binding; patched binding
Source: RefSeq, a predicted model, not a curated record